Suillus discolor is the source of this 622-nucleotide messenger RNA. RefSeq lists its product as uncharacterized. NCBI's taxonomy places the organism in Eukaryota, Fungi, Basidiomycota, Agaricomycetes, Boletales, Suillaceae. The transcript has 4 exons. The coding region runs from base 91 to 486 and encodes 131 amino acids. The record is from RefSeq and is a predicted model, not a curated record.
ACUCGAGCCUUGCGGCUUCGACGAUUGGAGUCUGACUUUAGCUUAACUGCGUUCAAAAUUGUUCCUCAUUUCCCUCUUGUUGGAGGAAGGAUGACAACAAACCUAGGACUCCGUUCUCCUAUUUCGCGAUCUGGUGCGGUAUCUCCUCAAGCACCUAGACCCGCAUUCGAUACGGAGGUACUGCGAGCAUACGUGAAAAAACUAUUGCCAGCAACGCUUUCGCAUGCUGUGUGGCCACAUAUUGAGCGUGACCAAGUAAAAGCUUGGAUGAAGGAGAUAGGAGAACGCGUCAAGGAGCGGAUGGUGGAGGUUCAGCCACAUGGAUUUAAGUAUAUGGUGUUAGUCCAGAUCACGGAGAAUCUGGGGCAAGGUGGCCGGUCCCAUUUGGUGUCUCACUGGGAAGAUGGGGAUGUCUGCUUGAACGAACUCUUUUUCAAUGAUUCGUUAUUCUGUACAUGUACUGCCAUCGCCGUGCGAGCUUUGUGAGAUGAUAUCUCUAGACUGCCGUGACCUCCGUUCAAAGCUGGAGCUUAAUUCUGGCGCAUUCGAUACCCGUAAUCACUUUCACUAAAAGCACGAUACUAUGUCACGAAAUAGUAUAAUUACUACACUUUAUUCGACA